AUUCCUCCUUGAAGAUUUUGCCAAGUUUGAUGUAAACACAGAUUAUGCAGUUAUUCAUGAAGGUUGUGACAGCCCAGCAUCCUGCAUUAUUCUCAGUGCUGCAACUGGCUCACGCACCAUUGUGCAUUCCAAUAAGAAUCUUCCUGAGCUUUCUGUGGAAGAUUUUAACAAGAUUGACUUAUCAGCAUUCCAAUGGGUUCAUUUUGAGGGACGAAAUGUUACAAAUAUUACAAAAAUGAUUGAACAUAUAAGAGAGUACAAUAAAAGCCACCAGGAUGGAAGCUCUAUCACUAUUUCCGUUGAGAUAGAAAAUGCAAAACAUGAGCUUGAGUCACUCAUUCCCUUGCCUGAUGUACUCUUUGUUUCCAAGGAUUAUGCCAUGUUUAAAGGAUACACCAAUAAGGAAGAAACAGUUGAGAAAAUCCAGGCUCAAACUAUCCCUGG
This is a messenger RNA of Cherax quadricarinatus, 444 nucleotides long. Lineage: Eukaryota; Metazoa; Arthropoda; Malacostraca; Decapoda; Parastacidae. The record is from RefSeq and is a predicted model, not a curated record.